This is a messenger RNA of Procambarus clarkii (red swamp crayfish), 2958 nucleotides long. Lineage: Eukaryota; Metazoa; Arthropoda; Malacostraca; Decapoda; Cambaridae. The record is from RefSeq and is a predicted model, not a curated record.
AUGCAUGUGGCCAAUGCAGAGGCAGUAUGGGAAAUUUUACCGGGGCCGGGCCCAGCGGUAGCAGCAAGGGCAGUGGGGAGGGUACGAAGUGAAACUCAAGUCAAAUUACCUCCCUAUAUGAUGACCAUGGUACAGGACGUCGAGGAAACGCUGUCAGCAGAGCAGGCAAGCCAACUGACCCACCUGUUAUGGAACUUCCAGGACAUCUUUGCCGCAAGUGAAUUUGACCUGGGAUCAUUCAAGGAGGUAUCUCACCGCAUCGACACGGGUAAUGCAAGACCUGUGAAGCAAAAAAUACGACGAACACCCGCAUGCUUCGCACAGGAGGAGAAAGGACACCUUCAGCGCAUGCUCGAUGCGGGCAUCAUCCAACCGUCAGUAUCUGAGUGGGCAUCGGCACCAGUUCUGGUAAGGAAAAGGGAUGCGUCAGUUCGGUGGUGUGUAGACUAUCGAGGGUUGAACUCUCGCACCAUAAAGGACGUGUACCCACUCCCUCUAGUCGAUGAGUGCCUGGACACCUUGGCGGGAAACGAAUGGUUUAGCAAGCUAGAUGCCAACUCGGCAUAUUAUCAGAUCAACAUAGCAGAAGAAGAUCGGAAGAAGACGGCAUUCAUAACGAAAUAUGGACUGUUUGAAUUUAAGAAAAUGGCCUUUGGUCUUUGUAAUGCCCCGGCUACCUACGCCAGGGUUAUGAACUUGGUGUUGCGGGAGCUAAAUUGGGAAACUGUGCUAGCAUUCUUGGAUGACAUCCUGGUGCUGGGCGAUUCAUUCCAAAGCCACCUCUCCAACCUAGCACAGGUAUUUGCGAGAUUCAGAACCUAUGGUUUACGCCUGAAACCACAAAAAUGCGCCCUCUUUAAGAAACGGGUUGAGUUCUUAGGCAGGAUGGUCAGCAGGGCAGGACUAGAACUGGGAAAAGAGGCGAUAGACACAGUGGUGAAAUGGCAGAAGCCGGGAUCAUCCAAAGACGUGGAAAGAUUUCUGGGACUGGCCAACUACCAUCGGACCUUCAUAAAGGGAUUUGCAGAGUUAGCCGCACCCCUAUACGCACUGACCGGCGGAAACAGAUUCGAAUGGGGAGACAAGCAUCAGGAGGCUUUUGCAGCUAUCAAAAUGGCCUUAACUACAGCUCCGGUGCUGGGAUUACCUAAUGGACAUGACCCCUUCAUCCUGGACACCGACGCCUCCGACUGGGCGAUAGGAGCGGAGCUGUUACAGGUUCAAGAGAAGAAAGAAAAGGUAAUUGCUUAUGCCAGUUUCGCAUUGACCCCAGAACAGAGAAGGUAUUGCACCACGAGGAAAGAGCUAUUGGCAGUAGUCAGGUUUACCAGGCUGUUCCGGCACUAUCUCUUGGGGCGGCCUUUUACCAUACGCACUGACCAUGGCAGCCUGGUCUGGCUGGUUAGGUUUAAGAACCCCCAGGGCCAACUAGCACGUUGGCUGGAGGAGCUGAGCCAAUUUGAUCUAAAAAUCCAGCAUAGAGCAGGUAAAAAACACAACAAUGCAGACUCUUUAUCCAGGGAGGGAGGCACUCAACAGGCAUGUACCCACUUUCGCCAGGACGUGCCAGUGCAGGACCUGCCGUGUGGAGGAUGCUCAUACUGUCGCAGGGCACAUCAGAACUGGGCGACCUUCCAGAAGACGGUAGAUGACGUCGUCCCACUGGCUACGGGGUCGUUCAGAUGUGCAUGUAACGUUCAGAUCCGGGGGACGAUUAGACGCGUGAGCACUAUAGCCCCUAUUCAAGACUGGUGGUCGGAGGAUUCCAACUUGGCUGUCUUCCCAUGGGACCCUGGUGAAGAUGGCCGAAGAAAGCCUGCCGAGACGCUUUAUAAGGAAGAAGAUGCAGUGGCCCCAGAAGUAGUAGACAUUAGGAUCAUCACCAGAACAACGGCGGACAGGCUAGGGUUGCAUUUACUCGAGUUACAGGAGCGGACGGAGAGAGACCCGGACAUGAGAAUGGUAAGAGAAUGGGUGGGAGGCCGUCAGUCAACAGAAGGGGACCUGUUCGGGGCCAGCCCUGCAACAAAAUACUACUGGUUAAACAAAGAAGCACUUCUCAUGGAAAAUGGGCUUUGGUGGUGGCACAAAGUAGAUCAGGGGGGAGCCGCCCAGAAGCUUUUGUAUGUACCCAGCAGCCUGAGGCAGGAGGUACUGAAUCUGUGCCAUGAUAUACCUGAUAUGGGCCACCAGGGCCGGAAUCGCACAAUGGAGCGGGUCAAAGCAAGGUACUUCUGGUACGGGCUAUCAACGGAUGUCGCAAAUUACGUGGCAUCAUGCCACCACUGUAGUAUGAACAAAAAAGCAUCCAAGACCAGCAGGCAUGAGCUGCUUAAGUACCAGGCGGGUGCACCAAUGGAAAGGGUACACUUGGACAUUCUGGGACCAUUGCCUAAGACUCCGAAAGGCAACGAAUAUCUCCUGGUAAUGGUAGAUCAGUUCACUAAAUGGAUUGAGUGUGUGCCACUACCGUCCCAGACGGCAGAGAACACCGCCCGAGCAGCACUCGAUGGGUUCUUCACCAGGUUCGGGUAUCCGUUUGAAAUCUUCACCGAUCAGGGCAGGAAUUUUGAAAGUGACUUGUUUACGAAGCUCUGCGAAUUGAUGCACAUCCACAAGGCCCGUACUACCGCCUACAGGCCGUCGGCGAAUGGGCAGGUGGAAAGGUAUAACAGAACCAUCAUGGAUGCAUUGCGGUGUUAUGCCAGUUCCCAACAUGACAGCUGGGACACCUAUAUCCAACACAUAGCAGGGGCCAUCAGGUCUAGUGUGAACCGACAGACGGGGUUCACGCCCAACAAGUUAAUGCUCGGUUGGGAAACCAACCAGCCAAUAGAUUUAAUGUACCCCCGUACAUGCCCGGGCUGGAUUGAGAAGUUUAAACAUCAUAUGUCACAGGUUCAGGACCCAUCGCACUUUCCUUACUACUGCAGUCUCCCCUUGGCCCGCUGCUGCUAA